This is a messenger RNA of Penicillium macrosclerotiorum, 2433 nucleotides long. Its product is annotated as putative NADH-ubiquinone oxidoreductase, subunit G. Bases 1 to 2433 code for a protein of 810 amino acids. The record is from RefSeq and is a predicted model, not a curated record. The transcript is spliced from 8 exons. Gene Ontology annotation, cellular component: membrane. Gene Ontology annotation, biological process: ATP synthesis coupled electron transport. Gene Ontology annotation, molecular function: iron-sulfur cluster binding; NADH dehydrogenase (ubiquinone) activity. Lineage: Eukaryota; Fungi; Ascomycota; Eurotiomycetes; Eurotiales; Aspergillaceae.
AUGCCCGUGAAUGAGAUGAGGAGCGGGAAAAGCCAGGGGCAGCCGCGGGCAGUUUUUGAUGUUGGCCCGGAGCCCCUGUUUAUCCGCGCACACCCGGAUGGUCAGCAGCAUUAUGUAACCCAGAAGAUUCCGACCGCUGAACGUCAAGCUCCUUCCUCGACCCCCUCGUCCACCCCAUCCCCAAUCCCCUCCUACCCCCCCUUCUCCUUCAUCGUCUCACGUUUAAUCAUGCGGCCGCAACUUUUCCGUGCGGCCGCCCGGUCUCUCCGGGUGCCCAGGGCCCGUGCCUUCGCGACAACCGCCCCUCGCGCGGCCGAGGUGGAACUCACCAUUGAUGGCAAGAAGGUGUCGGUUGAAGCUGGCUCGGCUCUCAUCCAGGCAUGCGAGAAAGCUGGUGCAACAAUCCCCAGAUAUUGCUAUCACGAGAAAUUAUUGGUUGCCGGAAAUUGCCGUAUGUGUCUCGUCGAAGUUGAGCGUGCCCCCAAGCCCGUCGCGUCGUGCGCCUGGCCCGUUCAGCCAGGAAUGGUCGUGAAAACGAACUCGCCGCUCGUGCACAAGGCCCGGGAGGGUGUCAUGGAGUUUCUUCUCGCCAAUCAUCCGCUAGACUGUCCGGUUUGUGACCAGGGAGGUGAAUGCGACCUUCAGGACCAGUCGAUGCGUUAUGGAGCUGACCGUGGUCGGUUCCAUGAGGAGGGCGGUAAGCGAGCGGUAGAGGACAAGAACAUCGGUCCUCUAGUAAAGACCUCGAUGAACCGAUGCAUCCACUGCACUCGCUGUGUCCGUUUUAUGAAUGACGUCGCGGGUGCACCGGAGUUGGGAACCACUGGUCGUGGCAACGACAUGCAAAUCGGUACAUAUCUGGAGCGUAACCUUGACUCGGAAUUGUCGGGUAAUGUCAUCGAUCUUUGCCCUGUUGGUGCCUUGACCUCUAAGCCAUACGCCUUUCGAGCUCGCCCCUGGGAACUGAAGCACACCGAGUCCAUUGAUGUCCUCGACGCUCUCGGCUCCAACAUCCGCAUCGAUAGCCGUGGCAUGGAAGUCAUGCGCGUGGUUCCCAGACUGAACGAUGAUAUCAACGAGGAGUGGCUUAACGACAAGUCCCGAUUCGCCUGUGAUGGAUUGAAGACUCAGCGACUCACCACACCCCUGAUUCGUCGGGAGGGCAAGUUUGUUCCGGCAACCUGGGAGCAGGCUCUGAUGGAAAUCUCGUCGGCUCAAGAGAAGCUGCAGCUCCAGUCCAACGAGUUCAAGGCGAUUGCUGGUCACCUGGUAGAUACCGAAUCGCUAGUUGCUAUGAAGGACAUGGCCAACAAGCUAGGAUCCGAUAACCUUGCUCUUGACCAACCUGGCGGCAGUGCUCCUGUGGCUCACGGCGUUGAUGUUCGUUCCAACUAUCUGUUCAACUCGAAGAUCUACGGUAUCGAGGAGUCCGAUGCCGUUCUUCUUGUCGCCACCAACCCUCGCCAUGAAGCUGCGGUCCUAAACGCCCGAAUUCGUAAGCAGUACUUGCGCUCGGAUAUGGAAAUUGGUCUUGUCGGCGAAAACUUUGAGAGCACCUUUGACUAUGAGCAUUUGGGCGUGGACGUCAACUCCUUGAAGGCGGCUCUUUCAGGCGAGUUUGGUAAGAAGCUCGCUUCCGCCCAGCGGCCCAUGAUUGUGGUUGGCAGUGCGGCGGUCGAGCACCCUGACGCUAAGGCCAUCUUCGAGGUCGUGGGUAGUUUCGUUGAAAAGCAUGCCAAUAACUUCAACACCCCUGAAUGGCAAGGCUACAACGUCCUACAGCGUGCUGCUUCGCGGGCGGGUGCUUACGAAAUUGGCUUCACAACCCCAUCCCCAGAAGUUGCACAGACUACUCCCAAGAUGAUCUGGCUCUUGGGAGCCGAUGAGGUUGCGCAGAAUGAGAUCCCGAAGGAUGCAUUCGUUGUCUACCAAGGUCACCACGGUGACCGAGGUGCUCAACUCGCUGAUGUCGUCCUUCCUGGUGCCGCAUACACCGAGAAGUCUGCCACCUAUAUCAAUACCGAAGGACGUGUACAGAUUACCCGUGCGGCAACCUCACUCCCCGGUGCGGCUCGUGACGAUUGGAAGAUCAUCCGUGCUACUAGCGAGUUCCUCGGCGUCCCUCUCCCCUACGAUGAUAUCGAGGCUCUGCGCGAUCGCAUGGAAGAAAUCAGCCCCGUGAUGCGUCGCUAUGAUGUUGUUGAGCCCACAUCCGUCAGCGCCUUGAGCAAGGUGCAGCUGGCGGACCAGAACAAGGGUUCCUCGGCCACCGGAGCUCCUUUCAAGCGGGUCAUUGACGACUUUUUCUUUACUGAUUCUAUCUCCAGGAGCUCGCCCACCAUGGCUCGCUGCUCUGCUGCCAAGGCCACCGGUAACCCUGAGACUAACUUCAUGGCUGCUGGGGAGAUGUCUCCCCAGGCCCUGUAUGGUUAA